Eublepharis macularius is the source of this 2593-nucleotide messenger RNA. RefSeq names its product cytochrome P450 2F3-like. Gene Ontology annotation, biological process: xenobiotic metabolic process. Gene Ontology annotation, cellular component: intracellular membrane-bounded organelle; cytoplasm. The record is from RefSeq and is a predicted model, not a curated record. Gene Ontology annotation, molecular function: oxidoreductase activity, acting on paired donors, with incorporation or reduction of molecular oxygen, reduced flavin or flavoprotein as one donor, and incorporation of one atom of oxygen; oxygen binding; iron ion binding. Bases 84 to 1568 code for a protein of 494 amino acids. The transcript has 9 exons. Lineage: Eukaryota; Metazoa; Chordata; Lepidosauria; Squamata; Eublepharidae.
UAUCACUCAUUAAACCUAAAAGUGAAAGGGCGAGACCGGCUGCUGUUUGGUAGUUUAUCUGGGCUCUCUUCCGGGCAGCUGGCAUGGAGUUCAGCGCGGUGACGGUGGCCCUUCUGGCCAUUUGCCUUUCCUGCCUGCUGCUGUUUCGGAAGGGGAAAGGACAGGGCACAGGGGGCCGCUUGCCCCCCGGACCGCGCCCGCUCCCCAUCGUGGGCAACCUGUUCCAGCUGGAUCCUAAGAACAUGGUCAAGUCCCUCUUGGCGCUAAGAGAGAGAUACGGCUCCGUUUACACCGUCUACCUGGGCUCCCAGCCUUUCGUGGUGCUGUGUGGCUACCAGGCUGUGAAGGAGGCCCUGGUGGACCGAGGCGAGGACUUUGGCGGGCGCGGCGACUUCCCAGCUCUAUUCCGAUUCACCCAAGGGGAUGGUAUUGUUUUUGCUAAUGGAGAAAAAUGGAAAGUGUUGCGGCGUUUCGCUUUACAAACAUUACGCCAUUUGGGGAUGGGCAGGCGCAGCCUUGAGGAGAGGAUCCAAGCGGAGGCCCAGUGCGUGGUGGAAGAGCUGGCCAAGACCAAAGUGGAGCCCAUUGAUGCCACUUCCCUAAUAAGCCGCGCCGUCUCCAAUACGAUCUGUUCCAUCAUCUUCGGGGAUCGGUUUGACUAUGAGGACCAGAAAUUCCUCGCUUUGGUUGGUCUGAUGAUUGACAACUUCCACUUGCUGAGCUCCUGCUGGGGACAGAUGUACAACGUCUUCCCUCGUUUCAUGUCUUACCUGCCUGCACCACAGAAGAGAUACUUCAAGAAUUUGGAGAAGUUGCGCCUUUUCAUUCUGGACAUGGUCAAGGUGCACCAAGAGACCCUGGACCCCAGUUUUCCUCGUGAUUUCAUGGAUUGCUUCCUUCUUGAAAUGCAGCAGGAAAAGGAGGACCCCCUCACAUACUUCCAUGUGAACUCCCUCGUGAUGACCACCCACAACCUUUUCUUUGCGGGCACUGAGACAACCAGCACCGCCCUUCGCUAUGGGAUCCUCAUCCUCUUGAAGUACCCUGAAAUGCAGGCCAAGGUCUACAAAGAGAUCCUCCGGGUUGUUGGCCCUCAUCGUAGCCCGUCACUUGAGGAUCGGGUGCAUUUGCCUUAUACUGAUGCCGUGAUCCAUGAGAUCCUGCGCUUCGCGGAUGUCGUCCCGAUGGGCCUCCCCCAUGCUGUUACAAGAGAUGCUCAUUUUCACGGCUAUGUAAUCCCUAAGGGCACCAACAUUCUGCCUCUUCUUUACUCUGUACAUAAAGACAUUGCCCAGUUCCAAAACCCUGAAACAUUUGACCCUAGCAACUUCCUGGAUGAGGACGGAGUCUUCCGUCGGCAUGAUGCUUUCGCGCCUUUCUCUGCAGGGAAGCGGGCGUGUCUGGGACAGGCGCUGGCUCGCAUGGAGAUGUUCCUCUUCCUCACCACCCUCGUGCAGCGCUUCGCCCUCCAGCCCGUGGUUCCCCCAGAGGAAAUCGACCUCUCGCCACUGACGAGCAAUGUGGGGAAUAUCCCUCGUCCAUAUGAAUUCCGGGCUGUCCCCCGCUGAGAUGCCGCAGUGUUCCCCGUGGGCCACGGCCCUUCCUUUGGUGGCCAUGAAACCACUGCUGAGUUGGAGGCUGAAGCAAGAUGAAGAAGGGUCAUCAUGGGAGGGGGCAGAGCGAGUCAACAGAGGAGGGGGCCGGCCUGGUGCAUCAAAGAAUGGUCUUCCUUAGGGUGGUGGGAUAAGCCAUGAGGCAGGAGUGCCCAUCUUGCCAGCUGGGGUGGAGGGUUCCUUCCUUCGGCCAUCCUGCUCUGCCCAUUCCUUGGCGCUGGGUGGUUGUGCAUAGAGAAGAUGUGCCCAGAGCACUGAAGGAAAACACAAGACGAUGCUUCCUCUGUGGCCGGGCUAUGCUGGGCAAGUUCUCUUUUGGGAACGCCAGACAUCAUUACAGCCAAAAGCUUCUCCGCGGUCAAGAGAGACUGUUCCUCUGUGCUAUGUCAGAUGAAAAGCAUCCCGUUUGAAUGUUUCUCUUUGGCUGCAAAUGAUGGGAACGGAAAGGGACAUUUGAAUGUUCAGAACUUUAUUCCUUUCUUUGGAAGCAGGGCCAGCAAUGCUUUGAGAAUGUAACGCUUUCUACAAAGGGGACUCCAAAAUGUAGACUAGAAUAGCACUGUCCUGUGACAUUAACCAAUAAACUGUACAAAACGUGCCUGGUUGCCUUCCCCACCGUCCUGUCCAUGUGGCACUGGGCUCCCUAAUGCAGAACUGGUGACCCAGGGAGAGGAGGAGGCUGGGCGACUCGCCUGGGCGGCUGAGGGCAGCUGCGGUGUAAGAAGCAAUGACUGGGAGACGCCACGGCAAAGACCAGGCCGCCCCUGUGCACCAUCGCAGGGCGGCGGAGCUCCCGCUAUGUAAUGGAGCUCUGGUGUGGCUUCCGAUUUAUGUAUUUAUUUUUAGUUAUAUUUCAUUUUUCUUUUUUUAAACAUUUUAUUUUAUUGAGUAAAAAAGGGAUACAAAAAGAAAGAAGGGGGGAGGAAAAAGUUAAUAAGGUCAAGAAGAUUUUGCAACUUAUUGCUACAAGAAUUCUUAGA